This is a messenger RNA of Ctenopharyngodon idella (grass carp), 7923 nucleotides long. It is a transcript of the gene sash1a, whose product is annotated as SAM and SH3 domain containing 1a. The record is from RefSeq and is a predicted model, not a curated record. NCBI's taxonomy places the organism in Eukaryota, Metazoa, Chordata, Actinopteri, Cypriniformes, Xenocyprididae. Gene Ontology annotation, molecular function: protein binding. Bases 919 to 5505 code for a protein of 1528 amino acids. The transcript has 21 exons.
CCAGACCAGCAGAGAGGAGACGCGCUCCUGCGCAACACUCACAGCAGACAGCAGCCCGCCGUUACCUCAAGAUCACAGCUCGCGCGCAUCUUUACCUUCCUCGGCUUUGCCAAAAAUAAAAGUCACAAAGUUUUGGAUUAAAACGAUACGGAACUCCAUUCUGCCUGUUUGUUUUAAGAAACGCCAUGCCAGGGUUUCAUUUACCUCAAACUCUGACAAACUGACAGUUUUGACAGCGCGUGCUCAGAUUCAAACCGUGUCUGCUCACCAACCGUCGCCUCGUUGAGAAAACCCGAUCUUUUGCGCCGCCAACGCGAUUACGCUGCUCAGCAAAUAGUGGCAAGAAGUCUGAAACCACAUGUGCUCGUCUCCAAACCGGAGAGACGCGGUUUCAUUUGUCUUCAGAGAGGAAAAGAGUUGGCUUUAAGCCGUACUGACAGACACAAGGGAAGGACGGUCUCGUGAGAGCGCUGGAGAAGACCAUUGGAAAUUCACGCGUUGCGUAAAAUUCACGUUUAUUCUUGGCACUGCUGUGGGAACAGUUGAAAUAAACGGGAGGAAAAUGUAGUCUUUAUGGAUGGUUAUCAGCAUAGCCACUUUUGACGCUAACCAUUCCCGGUGAAUGGCUCUUUAAACGCGGCGAAGGGGGGCGGUAGUUGUGGAGUAUACAGCAAUGCCAAGUUGAAGGGUCUCGACAUUGUCAGUACUGAUAAACGCUGAAGUGCCCAGCACCGUCUUUUUAUUAUCAUUUAUGGUCUUUUGGAUAUUUUUAAGCCUCUCCUGCUGGCAAAAAGUGGAGAGAAGUACUGAAUGAAGAUGACGCCUUGACUGGGAUAUUUACAUAAACCGCGGGUGCACGCGCUGCCAGUCACCUGCUCACAAAGGUAAACGCACCUUUACGCUUAAACACAAUUCAAAAUGAUGGCCAACGGACCCAACAUCGUCUACGAAUGGCUGAAAACCCUUCAACUGUGUCAGUAUGUCGAGGCUUUUGUGGAUAACGGAUACGACGACUUGGAAGUUUGCAAACAAAUCGGAGACCCGGACUUGGAUGCCAUCGGGGUUUUCAUUCCGCACCACCGCCAGCGGAUUCACGAUGCGGUGCAAAGGUUAAAAGAUGACGAUAAGGAGACGGCUACCGGGCUUUAUUUCACCCUGGAGCCGAUGCCCCCGGUUUCACCUAUGUACACGAGUCGCCUGGUAGAGCAACAUGAGUCUAGGCUGCGGGGCUCCAGGUCAUGGACUGAGCAGUGCAGUGACAGAGCCGCGCGCAGCGUGGGGUACAUGGGGGCGUCCAGGAAUCUGACGCUUGGGAACCGCAAGGAGCUGGAGAUCUACCCCAAACUGAAGCUGAAGAUAAUGAUCAGGGAUAAACUCAUUAGGGACGGGAUAAACCUCGCCAGGCAGCCAUACUCUAAUAAGAAAUCAGCUGUGGUCUGUCCCUUGUGGUUGAGGCAAAGAGCAGAUCUGUCCAACCCACACUCAAACACACAGGAUGGCUCUCUGGGUAAUAUAGAUGACCUGGCACAGGAGUACUCGGAGUACUACAAUACAUACUUCAGCGACGUCAGCGAUCGGAUGGAGGAACUACGCAAGCGGCAAGUCUCUCAAGAGCUAGACAUGGAAAAGGCAGACACCAGCUUGAAUUCUUCAGAGAUACGUUCAGACAUCCAGGAAUCGUUUGGAUUUAGCAGUGAGGUGUCUACUCCAGAGGCUGAAAGAAAAAUUCCUCUGCACAAAUCUAGCUCUGAGGAUGGAUCAGGAAAAUGGGACAACAAGAAGAAAAACAAAUCCUUCUGGCAGAACUUCCGAAAGUCACAGAAAGGGGUCACAAGGCAAACGUCAAAAGGAGAGGACAUUGGCUAUGUGGCCAGUGAGAUCACUAUGAGUGAUGAGGAACGGAUCCAGCUGAUGAUGAUGGUGAAAGAGAAGAUGAUCACAGUGGAGGAGGCGCUGGCACGGUUAAAGGAAUAUGAAAGGAACAGACAGUUGAGCAGCAGUACAGACACAGCAGAGUGGACUGAUGGAUCCAGUCCCACUGUUAACGUCUCCUCCGCCUGCAAUUCUGUGGAGCAGUCAGAUGAUGAGCAGGAAGACUCUGUAAAAUUCAAGAGGCUUCACAAGCUGGUCAACUCAACUCGACGUGUUCGCAAGAAACUCAUCAAAGUGGAUGACAGCAAAAGACAUGGCUCACAAGAUUCGCUUAGUCUGGAUGCAGCUCCCAUAUGCGAUGACAUAAAUGCACUGUAUGCAGAAAUCCACAAGAAGCCGGCCCAGUGCACAGACUCCUCUUUGUCCUCUCUUGCCCAAGAGCAGCUGUCUCUGGAUGGGGACACAGAUAGUCUGACCACUUCACCCUCCACCAGCAGCCUUGAUGCCUGGAAACCUGCUCACAACUUAGUGAAGACCCCCGGCGCACAUCCUCACGGCCUUAUCCGCCCUCCACGGAAGAGUAGCGCCGGAUCCGGACUGGGUGUAGUGGGGGGUAGUGGCUCCUCUUUCUCUGAAUUGGAGGGUUUGGGAGACGACAGUGCUAAAGUCUCCCGCUCAGCUACAGACGGAGAGAUGCGCAAGGCCUUAUCAUCUCUAUCUCACGGGGUAAGUACUGACAGCGUCUACGCUUUUUACGGCCUCACUAGGCCCCGCCCAAAGCCGCACCCCCUUCUGGUGUCUUUAGAUGACAUUAACAACACCAAGCGGCCGCCCGUCUCCAUGUGGCAGCGCAAUAAGCCUGACCCAAACUAUGCGUACUCCACCAAGCACCUGCUCUACCAACGUUCCUGCAACGCUCAGAAAACCAUCGCUCCAUCCUCCACCUUGCCUGCCUCCCCUCCCACUCGUGAGCUUCCGUUGGCCAGGGAGAAGGGGAAGAGCUGUGGGAGCGGAGUAGUGGGCAGCUGGCUGUUUCCACCAAGGCGUCUGAAGGGAAGGACUGCAGUUAGCGAGCUCAACAUCACGUACGUGGUGGAACGCAGCCUGUAUGGCCACUUGAACUGGACCGGGCUGGUUAGGCCCAUCACGUUGAGUAAAGCAGACAGGCGUUGGCUCCUGGAGGAUGAAAGAGACGCGAACAGGAAGUGGGCGUCCAGCAUGGAUCGCUGCACCAAGCGCGUGCUCUUACGCAUUCAGCAGAAGUCUAGAACGUGUAGCUUUGGAGGAUUUGACCUGUCUAAUCGUUCUCUCCAUGUGGUCAACGCGGCCGAGCCUAGCGAGCAGGAGGCUUUGUACAGGGAUGCUGUGAAAUCUCCCACCACAUCCCGCAUCUCUCUAGGGAAGAAAGUCAAGUCUGUCAAAGAGACUAUGAGGAAACGCAUGUCCAAGAAAUAUGCCGGGUCUCUCUCUGAACAGGUACAGUCCAGUCCAGAUGGGACGCCCAGUUGUCCUCAGUCUCCUCAGCCAGACACAGACUCUCUAGAGAAGCCCAAACUCAAGGCAGGAGGGUCUGUAGAGAGUCUCCGCAGCUCCCUCAGUGGACAGAGCUCCAUGAGUGGACAGACUGUGAGCACCACAGACUCAUCAGCCAGCAACAGAGAGAGUGUGAGGAGUGAGGAUGGUGAUGAUGAAGAGCCUCCGUACAGAGGGCCAUUCUGCGGCAGAGCAAGAGUUCACACUGACUUCACACCGAGUCCAUAUGAUACAGACUCACUCAAACUCAAGAGAGGAGAUGUGAUUGAUAUCAUCAGUAAGCCGCCCAUGGGCACCUGGAUGGGUCUGCUCAAUAACAAGGUGGGCACGUUUAAGUUCAUCUAUGUGGAUGUGCUGGCUGAAGAAGAGGAGAAGCCCAAACGAGCGGUUCGGAGGAGAAGGAAGGGCAGGCCGCCCAAGCCCAGCUCUGUCGAGGAGUUACUGGAGAGAAUCAACCUGAAGGAGCACAUGCCAACGUUCCUAUUUAAUGGGUAUGAAGACCUGGACACGUUUAAGUUACUAGAGGAAGAAGAUCUGGAUGAGCUCAACAUCAAAGACCCCCAACACCGCGCCGUACUGAUGACUGCUGUAGAACUACUGCAGGAUUACGACAGUAGCAGUGACCCGGAGCGCAGCGCCCUCUCUGGCUCUCAGGAGAAACUUCUCUGUGAGGGACGUGGCCUCAUGGCUGAUUCCCCACGGGACUCUGGUUGCUACGAAAGCAACGAAAACCUAGAGAAUGGUAAGAGCCGCAAGGCAUCGCGCCACAGCCGUGGUUCAUCUGGAUUUGAUUGUGGGGGUGUAAAGUCUACAGACUAUCCCACUCUUCCCAUGACUCGCUCCACUGAAGCUCUUCAGCAGCAGGCCAAGAAGGAACGCAAGUUCCCGAAGACCUUUCUGCCCCGGCCCAUAAAGGGCUUCAGUCUGCGAAGCCUCGGCCUCAAGAAAGGCUCCAAAGCAGGACAAACCUCCCGCAUACCGGUCAGCCGAAGCUGUGAGGAGUUGGACGACCCCCAGGAGAACCCUGAGUCUUGGAAGCGCUCGCAUUCUCUGGGGGAUAUACACUGGGAGCAGGCCUUCGAUCAAAGGAAGGACCAGUGUGGCAGUGAGGAUAGAGGCAGACCGGAGAUCAACAAAAAGCAAGUGAAGACAGAUCCUGUAGAAUCAAAACAGGACCAGAGUUGUGUUGGAAGAGAGACGGGCUCGCUACAGAGGCCUAUGGUUCCCACACAGCUUCCUCUCAGCCUGGUCAGUCAAUUGCCUGCUGGUCAGAUUUCAAACCGCCAACCUGUCUCUGCCCCAACUAGCCCAGCACCACGGACUCACCCUAAAAAGCCGCCUGUCCCACCUCCUGUGCCUGCUAAAAAGUCCAAAGAACGUAUGCCGAAUGGUCUGCGCCACCCUCCACUGGUGCUGUCUGGUUCGGUGCCAAAUACCCCAACCCUACCCCCAAAACCUAUAUACACCCCAACCACUCCCUCUGAGUGUUCUCCAUCAACCCCAGUAUCACCAGGUGAAUCUCCUGUAGCCCUGAAUCCACCCUGGCUGUCUGACCUGCCUGAAUCAGCAUGUCCUCAGAUCCACGGUGCUAAAGUCACCCUCAGCAGGAAGAUCUCCCAUGCCAAAAUGCUUGACCUUGAGACUCUGCUGGAGGACAGGAUGCACUCGGAAGGGAUUGAUCUCACCGAAGAGCCAUACUCCGAUAAACACGGCCGAUGUGGUAUUCCUCAACUCUUAGUACAGAGGUACUCAGAGGACUUCCAGCAGCCAGUAAAGGACGUGGCGUCCAGUCUGGAUCAGAUCAGAGUUAAACAACUCCGCAAGGAGCACCGCAUGGCUAUUCCCUCGGGAGGUUUGACUGACAUGUGUCGGAAGCCAGUGUCUCCUGUUCAUGUGAGUUCUGUGUCUGAUUGGCUAGUGUCGAUCGGAAUGCCCAUGUAUUCUGCUCCUCUAUUGGCUGCAGGCUUUGACACGCUGGGUCGCGUUUCGUCCUUAAACGAGGCAAGAGCGAGAGAAGCUGGCCUGAAGGAGGACCAUCACAUACGUAUUCUUCUCAGCGAAGCCCAAUUAGUCACAGCCAGCAGCUCAGGACAGUCAUAAUAGUAAUAUGAGCUAUUAUGAACUAGAAUAAAUGGAUCAAACUCUUCUGCCAGGUGAAGGGACAGACCUGGACAACAGCUGCCGAAUUUUUCCCCAACAUUUUUGUCUUAUAAUCUCAAGCCUUUUGGCAUUUACAGAAAUGACAGAUCUGGCUUCCAAGGACUGUUAUUGUGGGCCUAUCAACAGAUAGUUGUUUUGGCCUGAAAGGACCGCCUGUCGAAAGAAAGCACACCUUUUUUCUGAAAAUUUAUGCUUUUGUAUGAAUUUAAAGACUGUUCUGAAACCUUCCUCGCUUUUUCAGGAAGAGUGAGAUUUAUUUAGAAAAAAAACUGUAAAGGAAAAAAAGGUUUUGUGCUUAUUGAAGCACAUCGAUAUCAAGAGUAUGUCACCUGGCCAAAGCAAUGUCAUUUCAUGCAGGUUUUGUUAAUAUAUUACUUUAUCUUUCAAAGCAUACAGUAUGUAUAUGAGGUGAGUCAAGUAAAAGGGUGUUUCUAAAAUUCCCAAAAGCAUGAUGUUGCCAUAUGGGGAUAUUCAGAGCAAUGCAUAUUUUGAUUUCAGGCCAAUAGUUGGUCACGGUUUUAGCAAGUAUGUACUAUGUUUGUACAAACCGUUUCAUUUGUUUCUUUCUUCGUGGCUACAUUUCAGCGUCACUCCUUAUAAUACGCUUAAUAUAAUACUACUUUAUACAGCACAUUUAAUCUUCCCAGUCUUCUAAACACACAAUAUUCAACACUUACUCGGCUGUCGCGGCAUAUCAGAGUUUAUUACUGUAUCAAUAUGUUGCCUGUUAUCUUGAAAAUUAUACUCAUGCAUAUUGUUUACCUCUCAUUAUACUCAUCUCUGAUGCGACUGAUGCAUCACACAGCUGUAAUAUUCUUGCUGGAGUGAAAUGUGUACAGGUGUGUGUUUAGUUUUUCUUAUGCCCCAGAUUGCCUUGCACUUUGACUGGGGUGUUGAAGACAUUUUGAAUCUUAGAAAAAGCCUCAAGCUCUUGAAAGCACACAGUCUUAGCCUUAAAAUACAAGUCAAUCAAAUCAAAACUGAUAAUGAAUAACUUUGAGGAGUGUUCUGACACUAGUGACCUACACAGACUCAGCCAUGAUUUAAAAAUUGGGAAGAAAGAUCCAUGAAGCAUCAUUUAUUUAUAGAUUUGUCAAGUGAAAGUCAGUCACAUUUCUUCACUAGGCCUGAUUUACAAUUAUUUUUUUGUAUUAUUUUUGAACACAAUGCAAAUGACACGUGUGUUUCAGGGAGAAUAUGGUGUUAUGUGGUAACUGGGGAUGGACACAACUUUUCUUACUCACAUCUGGCAUUGGGGAAAGAACAGACUCGCUUCUAAAUGAAAAUUGAGCGUGAAGUACAAGGGUAGCUGACGUCAUUUGGGCAUUAGUAUGACGUCAUUACAGCUCACAAAUUUAAAGCAUCACAUUGCUCCAAAUGAAGCACAAUGAAGAGAGUUUCUCCCACAAUCACUCUCAGGCUGUUUUUGAUUGAGCGGCUGAGGUGAGAAUUCAGCUUGUUUCAGUACAUUCAGAUGCUUUUAAAGAUCUUUCGGUUUUCAAGUUAAAGAAAGACACCAGUCAUGCUUCCCCAAGGCCUUGCAGUUUUAGGAAAUGGUGUCUUUUUGAACGCUCACUUUAGAAUUGUAUUUCUCCCUCAUGCCAUUUACUCUUGUAUGUAAUGCAGCACAAUUUAUAGACCAUAACGCUCAAGAUUUUAAUGAACAUUUUAAAUAGCAGUAGAGAAUCGAUAGAUUCCUUUAUAUCAGAAUGGUUGCCUUCAGAUUGCUAUCAGAAGAGUGCUUUGAUAACAAUGAGGCUUUUUAUGUAUUUAAAAUCAAAAAUAUAUUUCAUGAAAUGUUACUGUAAAAAAUGCACUUUAUUAAAGAAUGAAAAUUGUUUUUUAACUCCAUUGUGGAGAAAAUGAGAUUACAAAUCGACACAUUUACAGUUUUUUUUAAGAUGUUUGUUUUCAGGUCAAAUGUUAAUGGUUGAGUUGAGCUGUUUAAAUAUCAAAUCUGUUAAAAAUAUAAUCACUUGUUAAUUAAUUACAGAACUAACCUUGACCAGUUAAUUAUUUCAACUUAAAUGAUAUAAAACUGGGUCUUAAUUACAUAUAUGAAAUGAUUAACUGAGGUUGCACAUUCUGUAUAUGUAAUUGAUAUUUAAAUAACUUAUUUUUGCUUUUACAUUAAAUGUAAUUAUUAGCUGUAUUAUACAUCAUAGAGCAAUACUCUUUCACCUAUAGUUAGCAAGUGACAUGCUCCAGUGACCAUUGUAAAAUACAUGUAUAAAGAUGAUUUUAUCUGGUUUCAGUUCGCUAAUGAUUGUCCAUAAAGGUUUUGCUUGUGUAUUUACAAACAAAAAUGUCUUAAAAUAUUUGUCCCUUUGAGGUGUAAUAAAAAAAAAGAAUAUCCUA